This is a messenger RNA of Falco peregrinus (peregrine falcon), 7384 nucleotides long. RefSeq names its product pogo transposable element derived with ZNF domain (gene POGZ). Gene Ontology annotation, molecular function: RNA polymerase II cis-regulatory region sequence-specific DNA binding; DNA-binding transcription factor activity, RNA polymerase II-specific. Bases 2095 to 6039 code for a protein of 1314 amino acids. The transcript has 17 exons. Gene Ontology annotation, biological process: regulation of DNA-templated transcription. Lineage: Eukaryota; Metazoa; Chordata; Aves; Falconiformes; Falconidae. The record is from RefSeq and is a predicted model, not a curated record.
UGACCAAUGAGGUUUUUUCCAUCUUAUUUUCUUCCCCCUGCUGAGGGGGGAGUGAUAGAGCAGGUUGGUGGACACCAGGCAUCCAGCCAAGGUCGACCCGCCACACGUCACCUGUAAUAGGCAUUUGGGAGAUGAAGAGGUAGUGAUCACCAAUGGAAAAAGUAAAUUUUUUGCUAAGCUGCACAAUGGGAUAAAAGUAACUUUUUUUCAGAUGACAGUCAUAACCUUACAUACCAGAACAUCCCUCUCUUCGAUGCUGCCAUCGUAUUUCCAUCAUUUACAGUACAAGAGUUGGGAAUGUACAGAUGUCGCCUCAUUUCCCGCAUAGCUUUGCUUUGCUCCCUGACCAUCGGCCAUCCUGUGCACAAAGUGAGGCAGAUUUCUGUGGAAAAGACAGUGUCUGGCUGUAAGUUAAAGUUGGUGUUGGCAGAAGGUGUACACAGGCUGCCGUAGCCAACCUUUGCAGUUACUGCUUAGCUUGAUCCACAGCACAGCCUGGAGCUAACACGCUGUGUGGGAGCAGGGAGUUAUGUCCCCCCUCCAGCAGACCAGCCUCUGAAGGGGAGCGACAUCAGAAGUGUUUGUUGGUAGCAAAGGUUUUGUCUAUGUCCUCUAAACCAGUACCUUCACGGUUGUAGACCGCUUCAUCCCAUCUUUCACUAGCACAUUUCUUCACAGCCUCCUCCUUCAUCCUCUCUUCUGCUUCUUCUAAUUCCUUCCUCAUCUCAAGUGCCAACAAACAUUGGCAGUAGGUGGAAGACUCUUCUGAUCUGUGUUUUGCUGCAACUUCAGCCCCCGGGUUGCCACAACAGAUCGGUCAGUAUUCCUGGGUUUGGAUUUCCUCGUUCUGUGCAAAUAAUUGCACGUCUGCUCUGGUUGGCAAUAAGAGCUUGUGGAACUGGGAGGGCACAUGGGACAAAUGGGAUCUUGACUGAAGGACACAGCCAACUGCUAGUGUCUGCUGGGCUGGUGCACAUGGAGAUGGCCAGGAGCUGAUCAACGUGGAUUUUCCUGGAGGUAGUUUGAGAUCAUGGGAGGCCCUUGGGCAGCUGUGCAGAGGAAAACGUUAAAAGAAGCAAAGGCACCAGAAGAAGCGAAGUUUGCUGUUCUUUAAUGACUGAACAAGUCUUGUUCCAGUCUGCCACAAAAAAAAAAAAAAAAAAAAAAUUAGGGAGACCUCAGUCUGUACAGUUAGCAGUUGACAAGGCAAUAGGAUACCUCUUUCAUCUGCAGGUAAUGGAAGGCAUUAGGUAACCCUAGCAGUGGUUGUGGGAAGUUUGCGGUCAAAACUUGACCAGGCGAUGUGCACCUGAGGGCAGAACCUUGUGGCAGAGUUACUGGGCAGCUGUGUCUGGAAGCACCAGGUCCACAGUAGAUGUACACAGUGAAAAUCCGUCGGGGAAAUCCCUCUGGGUGCAGUGGUGGGCAGCACCAGCCUUGGAACUCCCUGGCAGCUAGGCACAGUUGCAAGGAAUCAGGUUACUGGUGCGCAGCAUGAAGUGCAAGUUAUUGUCAAACAAGCAAGCACUAUGUAAAAUCCAUUAGUAUAAAACCUCAUGAAGAUGUUUUAAGCUGAGUGGGUUUACUUGCAAAUGCAGCUGGCUCCCAGCACCUGCACAGACAGCGGGUCUCGGCUGACGUGGUGUCUCGCUAAGCUGCGGUAACGGAGUUGUUUGCAAUUAUGCGACCAUGCUCUCACACCAAAGGACUUGUGUGGAGUAUUCCAUGUAUCGGGUGAUGUUAAGGAUGUUGGUUUUAGCAGAUAAAACUACUGUCUUUUCCUCAUCUUAAUUUUUUUUUUCAAGCAGGGUGUUUCACUUUUGAAUCAGGAGAAUAAGCCCUUUGAACCGCUGUAAGAUACUGUUAUAACGCAGGCAUCGUGAAUUUGGUGUGAUCCAGAUGUUUUGAAUCUGGUGGGGGUUUUUUCUCCUCCUUUUGUUGAAGUUUGUCUGCUUCUUCAAAGGUUCAGUCCCAUAGUCCUCUUUUCUAUCCAAGGAUGUUGAAGAUAACUUCAGGUUACUUUAGAAUUCUUGUGACCUCCUGGUUAACUGAAGCCCUCGGCAGACUCCGGUGUCCCCAGUGGUCUGGUUGUCGAUGUUGUUCAGAAACUUCCAGUGUUGCUCUACUUCUGGUGCGUUUCCUAUGCCAGGGGUUGUACUGGUUCAGCAUAGGUUUUCCCAGUAUCUGCCAGCAGCUGGCAAUCCUCUUGUUCAGCAAAGUGGACAGCCGCUAAUCCUUACCCAGAACCCGACCUCAGGUCUGGGCACAAUGGUAACUCAGCCAGUAUUACGACCUGUGCAGAUCAUGCAGAAUGCCAAUCACGUCACAAAUUCUCCAGUGACCAGCCAGCCCAUCUUCAUAACAACCCAGGGAUUUCCCGUGAGGAAUGUCCGGCCUGUACAAAACACAAUGAACCAAGUUGGAAUUGUUCUGAACGUACAGCAAGGUCAGACAGUUAGACCCAUCACCCUCGUCCCAGCCCCAGGUACCCAGUUUGUUAAACCGGCAGUUGGCGUUCCUCAGGUGUUCUCUCAAAUGGCCCAGGUGAGACCAGGUACAACCAUGCCGGUCCGACCCACCACCAACACUUUCACUACGGUCAUUCCGGCCACGCUUACCAUCAGGAGCACUGUACCACAGUCCCAGGCACAACAGCAAAGUAAGUCCACUCCCAGCACCUCCACAACUCCUACUGCAUCGCAGCCAACAACACUGGGACAGUUAACUGUGCAGCAGCCAGGGCAGUCCAGUCAAGCUACUAACCCCAAAUUAGUGAGCAUCGCAAGCUUUGUGACCGUAAAGAGACCUGGAGUGACCGGUGAGAACAGCAAUGAGGUUGCUAAACUAGUGAAUACCCUGAACACCAUUCCUUCGUUAGGACAGAGCCCUGGCCCGCUGGUGGUUUCCAACAGCAGCCCUGUGCACGGUUCCCAGAGAUCUAGUGUUUCAGAGUCGUCGUCGUCAUCAAAAGUCAGUUCUUCUCCUAUUCCCACGUUUGAUUUGCAAGAUGGUGGCAGGAAGGUCUGCCCAAGAUGUGACGCUCAGUUUCGAGUCACUGAAGCUUUAAGAGGGCAUAUGUGUUACUGCUGCCCUGAAAUGGUUGAAUUCCUCAAGAAAAGAAAAUCUCUAGAAUCUGAACCAAAUAUUCAGUCUGCAAAGCCUCCGUCUCCAGAAAAAACUACAGCUGUUGCUUCACCACCCUCUUCUACUCCUAUCCCUGCACUGUCCCCACCUGCUAAAGCUCCAGAGCCAAGUGAAAACGCAGUUGACUCAUCCCAAAGCAAGCUCAUCAUGUUAGUAGAUGAUUUCUACUACGGCAGAGAUGGUGGCAAAGUGAGCCAGCUACUGAACUUCCCCAAGGUCCCAACUUCCUUCAGGUGUCCACACUGCACCAAGAGGCUAAAGAACAACAUACGAUUUAUGAAUCACAUGAAGCACCACGUUGAACUGGAUCAGCAGAAUGGAGAGGUAGAUGUCCACACCAUCUGUCAGCAUUGUUACAGACAGUUCCUUACUCCGUUCCAGCUACAGUGUCACUUGGAGAAUGUCCAUAGUCCCUAUGAGUCAACAACAAAGUGCAAGAUUUGCGAAUGGGCAUUUGAGAGCGAGCCAAUGUUUCUGCAGCACAUGAAGGACACUCACAAGCCUGGGGAGAUGCCCUAUGUUUGUCAGGUCUGUCAGUAUCGUUCCUCACUCUAUUCUGAAGUGGAUAGCCAUUUCCGAAUGAUCCACGAAGACACGCGGCACCUGCUCUGCCCUUACUGUCUCAAAGUCUUUAAGAACGGCAACGCUUUCCAGCAGCACUUCAUGAGGCAUCAGAAGAAGAGUGUUUAUCAUUGCAACAAGUGUAGACUCCAGUUCCUAUUUGCCAAGGAUAAAAUAGAACACAAGCUGCAGCACCACAAAACUUUCCGGAAGCCCAAACAAUUAGAAGGAUUGAAACCUGGAACCAAGGUUACAAUCAGGGCAUCUAGAGGACAGCCACGGACAGUGCCAAUAUCGUCAAAUGACAUGCCGCAGGGCACUGGACAGGAAACCACUCCGCUGUCAUCUUCUACCGAUCCCCAGCCCAUCUUCCUGUACCCGCCUGUCCAGAGGAACGUCCAGAAGAGAGCGGUCAAAAAAAUGAGCGUCUUGGGGAGGCAGACUUGUCUGGAGUGCAGCUUCGAAAUCCCCGACUUCCCAAACCACUUUCCCACCUACGUGCACUGUUCGCUGUGUCGUUACAGUACCUGCUGCUCCAGAGCUUACGCCAACCACAUGAUCAACAACCAUGUUCCCCGGAAGAGUCCAAAAUACUUGGCUUUGUUUAAAAACUAUACUGCCUGUGGUGUAAAGCUGUCCUGUUCCUCUUGUCUCUUUGUAACAUCUGAGGGUGAUGCAAUGGCCAAACAUCUGGUCUUCAAUCCAUCACACGAGUUUAGUAACGUUAUUUUCCGAGGGCCUACUUGGAUAUCACAUUCCAGGCACAUUCAGCUCCAGGACAAAAGCAUGAAGAACACAUGCCCUACCUAUUCCCUAAGUAAAGCUGCUACUGUGAAAACAAAGUCCGUGCUACCUGCGAAAGGUGACCUGGAGCCUGAACUGGCACCAGCAGCCUACAACAGACCUCUGGUCUGCCAGGAAGAGGAGUGCUUAAAUAUUGAUGCUCAAGAAGAUGAGCAGCCAACAAAAGAGCCUGAGCCUGCAAGCAAAAAGGAGCAGCUGUCAGUAAAAAAGCUGCGAGUUGUACUGUUCGCUUUGUGCUGCAACACGGAACAGGCUGCGGAGCACUUCCGAAAUCCUCAGAGGCGGAUCAAGCGCUGGCUACGAAGGUUUCAAGCUUUCCAAGAAGAGAACUUGGCAUCCCUGUCAGAGGGCAAGUACCUCAGCCUAGAGGCUGAAGAGAAGCUAGCGGAGUGGGUCCUCACGCAGAGAGAGCAGCAGCUGCCUGUGAACGAGGAGACUCUCUUCCAGAAGGCCACCAAGAUUGGCCGAUCCCUCGAGGGCGGCUUCAAGAUCUCCUACGAGUGGGCGGUGAGGUUCAUGCUGCGGCACAACCUCAGCAUGCACACGCGGAGGGCCGUGGCCCACCCUCUCCCCAAAGAUGUAGAGGACAACGCCAGCUGCUUCAUCGAGUUCGUGCAGCGGCAGAUCCACACUCAAGACCUGCCCCUCUCCAUGAUCGCGGCCAUCGACGAAAUCUCUCUCUUCCUCGACAUGGAGGUGCUGAGCAGCGACGAUCGGAAGGAGAACGCCUUGCAGACGGUGGGAACUGGGGAGCCCUGGUGCGACGUUGUCCUUACGAUCCUUGCUGACGGGAGCGUUCUCCCAACGCUGGUCUUCUACCGGGGUCACGUACAGCAGCCCGCCAACGUGCCGGAAUCUAUCAUGUUGGAAGCAAAGGAGAACGGAUACAGCGACGAUGAAGUCAUGGAGUUGUGGUCGUCCAGAGUGUGGCAGAAGCACACGGAGUGCCAGAACAGCAAGGGCAUGCUCGUGCUGGACUGUCACCGAACGCACCUAUCCGAGGAAGUACUUUCCUUGCUGAGUGCCUCCAGCACUCUGCCGGCUGUUGUCCCUGCCGGCUGCAGCUCCAAAAUCCAACCUCUGGAUGUUUGUAUAAAAAGGACUGUGAAAAAUUUCUUGCAUAAAAAGUGGAAAGAGCAAGCCAAGGAAAUGGCGGACUCCACGUGCGACUCGGACAUUCUUCUCCAGCUGGUUUUGUGCUGGCUGGCAGAGGUCCUGGAGGUCAUUAGUGACUCUCCUGAACUUGUGCAGCAGUCCUUCCUGGUGGCCAGCGUGCUGCCCGGGCCGGACGGCACGGCCAACUCGCCCACGCGCAACGCCGACAUGCAGGAGGAGCUGAUUGCCUCUCUGGAGGAGCAGCUGAAGCUGAACGAGGAGCAGCAGGAGGCGGCGGCAGCCGAGGUCCAGGAUCGGACCCAGGCCGAGGAAUCUGCAGACCCAGAAAUCCUCCAUCAGCUCUUCGAAGGCGAAAGCGAGACUGAAUCAUUUUAUGGCUUUGAAGAUGCUGAUUUGGAUCUGAUGGAAAUCUGAGCACUGCUCUGUGAAUCGUGAUCCUGAAAGGGUUAUUUUUUAAAUAAAUGUUGGAUGAGACCAUUACACUUCCCUGUGGAUUUGUGGGUUUAGGAAAUUCGUAGGCGAUCACUCAGAUAAAUAGCCAUUUAUGCUGUUCAUUUAUAAGUUUUGUGCUUUUUUAAAAGAAAAAUCACUGUGUUGGUAUUUUCUGAAAAUAUAUUGUGGGUGAAUAUUUUUGCGUUUUCUUUACCUCACUUGUAUCAUAGUUUUCUGUUUUUAUUGUGCAGAAAUGUUUUGAAUUAUACAUUGUCAAUGUGACCAUUUCUAAAGAAAGGAAAAAAAAAUAUGUAGCUAAUGAACCAGUAUAUAAAUCUCUUUGGUUGUCUUAACACAGGUUUUUUUUUUUUUCUUUUUUUUUAACACUUGACCCAGAGAUUUAGGUUUCUGUGGAAAAUUUAGGUAUGAAUUACUGCUCUAAUGUGUGAACCUUCUAUAAUUGGCCAUUAAGAUUUGGGUUUGGUUUCGUUUUUUGUUUUGGGUUGGGUUGGGUGGGGUUUUUUUUGGUUUGGGGGGGGGUAUUGGUUUGUUUUUUGUUUGUUUUUUUUUUUUUUUUCUAAGAAGAGUAAUUAUUUUGCUUGUGAAUUUGGACGCAGGGUAAAAACACAAGCAAAAGCAUUUUGCCUGUUCAGUGCCAGCGCCGCUUCUUGGGAGCCACGACACUUUGAACUGGGGUUGGACUGCGAUCCGGGGUCAGGGAGUCAGGGACAGUGCCGACCCAAACCUCUCGCUUUCCCGGUGACUUUCUGACACGGUGCAGUGGUUCCUCUCCUCCACCCGGGAAACCACCUGGCACCCACCUUGCUCCAAAGAAUUACUGACAGAGGGUACAUGGUGGAAGAGGAAAGUCAAGUCUGUCUUGAUCUUCCUGUACAGUAGAUGGGAGUUAAAACUGUACGGACCAUUAAACGUUGACCUUUUAACUACCAGUAGUUGAUAAACCUGCUUUAACCAGUGGCAUCAGACACUACGUUCCUUAGAAUUAGAAAUCUGGUUUAAUGAAACAAACUGUGAUGUGCACAAAAAAAAAAAAAAAAGAAGACCUUUGUUUUUAUUUUUCACUGCCAGCUUAAAUUUUUCUACAAUUUGCAUGUUUGAGGGUUUUUUAAUUGUAUGUAUUAUGGUAUAAACGGAAAGCAUUUUGACAUACAGAAUUCAGAAGCACCUGCACCUUUCUGUUUCCAUAGAGGUUUUGUGAACCUUCCCUAUUACCCAAGGAAAGCAGGAGGCAGCAUGUGCAGACCUGUAAAUGGUUCAUCUUUAAAAUGUACAUAAGUGGAACAUUUAAUAAAACCAGGGAAAUGGA